Molecule: messenger RNA, 1491 nt
Organism: Apis mellifera (honey bee)
Lineage: Eukaryota; Metazoa; Arthropoda; Insecta; Hymenoptera; Apidae
Exons: 4
Coding region: 214-561 (115 amino acids)
Source: RefSeq, a predicted model, not a curated record
UUCGAUAUCUUCUCAUUUUGUAAUUUAUCUACUAUAGGAUAAUAAUUAUAGGAUAACUUUGUAUUCUAUUUGUUAACUUUCACAUUGUUCGAUAAUGUCGAAACAAUGAGAGCGUGAAAUAGGAACGGUUUUCGAAUGGAUUAGUUUGAAUUGAAACUUGAUCGAUGAUACAUUACCUUUUACUCUUUAUAAUCAUUUUUGAUAAAUUUUAAUAUGUUUAAAUUAUUUCAUUUAUAUUUUCAUAUAAUUAUUCUCGUUAUUACAAGUGUUUCGAAAAAAGAGUAUAAACUUCCUUCAGAUGUACUCGAAAAAUUAUGGAGAAAGUCAACCGAUGAAAAUUACGGAGGAAUUGCAGUAAAGAAGCAACUAUUCCAAGAUAUUUUUAUGGAAGAUCAAAAAGAUGAUAAAUUACAAUUUGGCUACGUUUGCGAAAAUCCAAUUCAAUGGGAACAGAGAUUCGAAGAAAAAGAUCUUUCGAAUAAUCGUCAUCGUGGAAAGGUUAAAUGGGGCGAUAUGGAUGGUAACUACGGCGAACAUUAUUGGGACAUAAAUCAUAAAUAAAUGUCGAAUAGUGAUAAUUGAAAUGGAAAAUAAAAAAAUAUUAUAAAAAGAAAUAUUAUUAUGCAAAUAGUCAAUCUAUGUAAUGGAACAUCAAUAUAUGAAAUCGGAUGCAUAUUUGAUUAUUUAUUUGAUAUAAUGUUGCAAAAUGAUCAAAAUGUAAAAUGUUACGAUGAUGUAAAAUAGAUUAGUAUUUACGAAAUCGAUCAUUUGGAGAGAGGAUUCGAGAAAAAGUAUUUGGUAUGUUCACAUGUAGGACAACCUUUAUUAUUCAAUACAAUACUAAUUAUAACAUAAUACUACGCAUUAUUACAAUAUUAAUAUUAUUAUAUUGGUUGUAAUCCGAGUUUUUAAUGGUGUUUUUUGCGGCGUGGGUGCGUGCGUUCCGUUGCGUGCAUGCAUGUACGCGCGCGCACUUGUGAUAGUUCGUAUACAAAUAAAUAAAUAAAUACAUAUCUGUGUAUGUAUGUAUAUGUGUAUAUAUAUAUAUAUAUAUUUAUUUAUUUAUUUAUUUAUAAUAUCCUAAACGUAGUGCAUUACAUGUACACGUAUAUAUGUGUAUAUAUGUAUACAUAUAUGAUAUUUAUUAUACCUUUGUAUUAUUACGCAGUACGUGAAUUUAUUUUAUCUCUUAUAUCUUAUAAACUUAAUUCGAAUAGAUAUAGUGUAUAUAGAUAUAUAUAUAGAUAUAGAUAUAUAUAUAUAUAUUUAUAUAUCAUCAGGAUGGUAUAAAUAAUAUUGUAUUUCAUAAAAGCACUUUUUGUUGCUUAUAAUAUUAUCGUUUUUUCUUUCUUUAAAUUAUCGCUUUUUCCUUCCACAAACAUAUGUAUUUCCCCUAACGUUUUUCUUUCGCUCUAUCCUUUCUUGUUAUAUCGUCACGACAUCCACGAAGGAGUAUACUUAUACAUAUACUUAUUUACAUUUCUUAAAAAA